This is a messenger RNA of Epinephelus lanceolatus (giant grouper), 2126 nucleotides long. RefSeq names its product Golgi reassembly-stacking protein 1-like. Gene Ontology annotation, molecular function: protein binding. Gene Ontology annotation, biological process: Golgi organization. Gene Ontology annotation, cellular component: Golgi apparatus. NCBI's taxonomy places the organism in Eukaryota, Metazoa, Chordata, Actinopteri, Perciformes, Serranidae. The record is from RefSeq and is a predicted model, not a curated record.
GGCUCCUGUCAGCCUGCUGUAGCUGUCGGCGCUAGCUAGCUUGAGUCAGCUCUGUAGCCUUCAGUAAUGACUGUCUCUACCUCAGUGACAACUAGUCAGUGUUAAUAUAACGUAGCUGUAACUGUCGAAGGCAAUGGGGCUGCCGCAGAGCUCGUUUUUGUCGGACGGGGGAACUCAGAGUGGAUAUCAUGUUCACGGGGUUCAAGAGGGCUCACCAGCUCAGAGGGCUGGUCUGGAGCCCUUCUUUGACUUCGUUCUCUCCAUAGGACAUACAAGACUCAACAAAGAAAGCGACUUGCUGAAAGACCUUCUAAAAGCCAAUGUGGAGAAAGCGGUCAAACUUGAAGUGUACAACUCUAAAACCCAGCGGGUGAGGGAACUGGAGGUGAUACCCAGUAACAUGUGGGGUGGGCAGGGACUGCUGGGCGCUAGUGUCCGCUUCUGCAGCUUUGAAGGAGCCAAUGAGAACGUUUGGCACGUCCUGGAUGUGGAAGCCGGCUCUCCUGCAACUUUGGCCGGCCUUAUCGCUCACGAUGACUUCAUCGUGGGAGCUGACCAGGUGUUGCAAGAUUCGGAGGAUUUCUUUUCUUUGAUUGAAGCCAAUGAGGGGAAACCUCUAAAACUGCUGGUGUACAACACACAGACUGAGCGAUGCAGAGAGGUCGUGGUGACUCCAAAUGGAGCGUGGGGAGGAGAGGGAAGCUUAGGCUGUGGCAUUGGCUAUGGCUACUUGCACAGAAUCCCGACUCGUCCAGCUCAGCCUAACACCCAGAACAAACAGGCUAUGCAAUCCACUGUGAUCGACAGCAACGAAGAGCUGGUUGUAAGCGACCACACUGAGGUGCCUUCAGUGGAAUCAUGUAGCCCCUCUAGCGCCAGUGAAAUAGAUGUGAAUCAAACCGGAGAGGCUAUGCAGGACUUGUGUGUACCCUCGCCCACACAGCCACCUGUGGACUUAGAUAUUUCCAACAUACCGGAAGCGAUGACUCCAGACUUGUCAGACAUGGUUUCCGCCAUUGACGUGAGCCAGACUUCCACGUUUGCCAAUUACGGAGACAACACUGGUGAUCAGUGUAGCUUGGAUACCUCAUCUCUUGACCAAAGACCUCCAUCUCCAGAGAAUGAGGGACAAUCAGACAUGCAGGAGCAUGUUAUUGACCUGAUUACUCCCUCUUCUCCAAGCAGAGAGACUGUGAAUGACCUUGUACUCCUCGAAGUCAACACAGACAACCUGAGUUUCACCAGUGUCCCAGAGGUGCAAGAUACUAGCUCUGAGCCUUUAAGCUCGGCCAAUAUUUUGGAAGAAGAGUCUGCGCAGACGGCUGCACCAUACAGUUAAGCAGACAGUUGUACCACAGUAUAAGUAUAGUUGAACUCAUAACUGAUGCUAGUUGCAUAAGAGAAGAUUUAGAGCACAUUACGAUACAGAAAGCUUCCCUUAUGAUUGUAAGUUGCACCACUGGACCUGAGUUUUAAUAGAAUUUUAUUUAUAUACAGUUGCCAUUGCUGCAUGCAGAAUUGCACAUUGAAGAAUGAUAUUAUGUUGACUGAAAAAAGACAGUUAAUACAUUAUGAAUGUACUCUUUGAUUUAGGCAUACUGUAUGUCUCAACAUCAGGAAGGAUGAAGCCUUAGUUUAGCUGCUGUUAAAGGUCAUCCUAGUUUGCACUAAAAAGCCAAAGGUAAAUAUUAUUUUGUCUUGUUGCGCUCACCAUUACCACCUGUUGAACAUUAUGAAACACUGUUAAAAAAAGGAAAGACUGAGCUGGGGGUUCACACAGAUCCAUUAUGUGCUUUUAUUUUUUAAUAUUUUGGAAUUUUGGUUGUGGAUGUUUUUGUGUAUUUCUCUGUGGGUUGAGGUUAAGAUGAGUACACAUGUGAAAAAGAGUUUUUAUAAUCUCAGGCAUUUAGCAUUAAAGCCUCUUUGCCUUACGUCUCAUUUUAAAUACGGUUAUGUGUAGGUUUGACUUUUGAUUGGUGUAAAUGAGCGAGCCAUGUCAGAUGCAGCUCUGUGAUUGUUUUCCGUUCCUUCUCUUUACAUAUAGAUUUUAAUUAAAUUGUGUUGAAGGAUUUUUAUGGAUGGAGAGAAGUGUUCAAAUAUUUAUAAAAGAUGAUGUUCAAGAUAAA